This is a messenger RNA of Mauremys mutica (yellowpond turtle), 1636 nucleotides long. RefSeq names its product claw keratin-like. Gene Ontology annotation, molecular function: structural constituent of cytoskeleton. The coding region runs from base 368 to 1042 and encodes 224 amino acids. The transcript is spliced from 2 exons. Gene Ontology annotation, cellular component: intermediate filament. NCBI's taxonomy places the organism in Eukaryota, Metazoa, Chordata, Testudines, Geoemydidae. The record is from RefSeq and is a predicted model, not a curated record.
AGGGAUUGGAUUUGACCUGUUGGGAAUGGAGGUGGUGAGAAUGGAUAAAAAUGGUUCCCUGCUUCCUAGCAUGUUUAGAAUGAACUGCCCCAUGCCCCGAAUCACUACUAGCAUGAAUUGAAAGGACCAAACUGGAUUCCUUUCAUGACACCCACUUUUGUUAUUGAUGCUGCUCAGAAUCACCUUUCUCAUUGCAGCACCAAUAAAGUCAGUGGAAUGACACAAGAAAUGCAGUUGGCCUUAACAAUUUUAAGAUGAAAGACAACUGAAGAGUGCAACAUGCAUGUCACGCCCUCUGAGGUUGCGAUUAGCCAAAUAAUCACCAACGCUGAAAAAACAAUGUAACUAAUUAGGACCUCCUCCCAAAAUGGCAUUGCAGAUCCUCCAGGAAGUCUUACCAACUGUAUAUAAGUGGUCACAACUCAGAGCUCUUCUAAACACUUCUCCGGAUUUCAUCUCCUCGGUGAACUGGGUUUACCUCCAUCCCAGAAAGAUGACUUUCUCCAGCCUGUGCUAUCCAGAAUGUGGGGUGGCCCGACCCAGUCCAGUCACUGGGAGCUUCAACGAGCCGUGCGUUAGGCAGUGCCCUGACUCCGAAGUGGUGAUCAGACCCUCACCGGUUGUCGUGACCCUCCCUGGACCAAUUCUCAGCAAUUUCCCUCAGCAGAGCAAAGUGGCAGCUGUUGGAGCACCUGUGGUCGGAGCUGGUUUUGGAGGCUCAUUCGGUUUGGGGGGAUUGUAUGGCUAUGGAGGCCAUUAUGGAGGAUUGUAUGGUUUAGGGAGAUUAGGUGGAUACGGGGGCCUUUAUGGUUAUGGGGGAUUAUUGGGAGAUGGAGGAUACUGCGGUUACCCGGGUCUUUAUGGUUAUAGGGGAUUAUUGGGCCAUGGAGGAUACUGCGGUUACCCGGGUCUUUAUGGUUAUGGGGGAUUAUUGGGCUAUGGGGGACAUUGCGGUUACCCAGGCAUUUAUGGUUACGGGGGAUUAUGGGGAUAUGGGGGAUAUGGCCGUAGGUAUCUUGGUGGAUAUUGUGGGCCAUGCUAAACCCAGCAGGAAUAUCCGUGGAAGAAGGAAGAACCAGGAAAUGAACAGCAAGAUAUAGAUUCAUGGCUGAUCUUUUGGGCAUGGCUUUCAGAAGUGCUGGGCAAACAGGGCUCCAGCUGACCUCAGUGGGAGCUUUGUGUGCUCAGCACCUUGGGCUGAUAGCCAUGCUUCCUUUCUAAUGUUACGCUUUGUGACUCUUUCUGCUAAUGCUUUCCCACCCGUGUGCUGAUUCUCUUUUUCACAUAUAGACUCAUUCUGAAUCACACGCAGGCUGUUUACACUGACCCUGCAGUGUGAAGGAAACAGGGGUCUUAAGAUAGUCAUUUACGUUUAUUAUCACUUAAGUCCCUUUAGAAGGGGAAAAGGAGAAUUAGGAUCUAUAUGUUCUAUCCUUUCCAUCAGUAUGUACCUUUAGUGCCUCACUUUGAUGUUAGCUGUGGGCAGAUGUCUAAUGGAGAAGCUGCGUAGUCCUCUGCUUUUAUUUUGUUUUGGGUCAUUUUCAACCGACUGGGGUAAACAAAGAAAUUACAAUGGUUACAAAGGGGACUUGUUUGUCAACCUCUGCAGCUGCAACAAAGCAACCAGAACAUCUUG